UUUAGGACUGUAGUGUCUCUUUAAAAGGCGAUCCCAUGCACAGGAUCCAGGGGGCUGGACCUUGAUCGACUUGCAUGCGUGUGUCUGUGUGCGUGUGUGUGUGUAUGUGUGUGCGUGUAUGUGUAUGUGUGUGUGUGUGUGUGUGUGUAUAUGCGUGCAGCGCUGUGAGGAGAACAAAUCGAGAUACAGUAGUAACCCAGAGUGAGGUGGCAGUCUUAUUCCACAUCGACACUGACUUGCCCUGCAUACAUCCUAUCUGUCUGUCUCUAUAUCGCAGAGCGCACUUGAGGAGUGAAAGAGAAAAGAGGCAAGAUGGCAUCUGGAAGUGGACAAUCCGGGAUCUAGCCUCUUCUGGUUUUUGGUACCACGGAGCGCAAGGCGUUAAUAACUAAGUUGCUCUUGGCCCUGUUUGGACUUCGCUGGUGUGGAAUAGCAACAAAGGACGGGAGCGCGCAUUCAUGGGAUGCGACUUUGACAGCUCUUCAUUUCUUGUCUUAUAACUUUAUUACCUGGCAGCGGGGGCGACAUUGUGACUGGGGCAGGAGACAAUGGCUGAGGCUCCGCUCCCCGACACACUCCCGGAAUUGGACGUGGUCAUCGACCCAGAUUUCGAGCCUCAAAAGCGGCCCAGAUCUUGCACCUGGCCGCUGCCACGACCAGACUCGAACGCGGUGAAACCGGAGAGCAAUGACACAGAUAUUAUACCUGAGGAGGAGGAUGAUGAAGAGGACAGUGCCACCCCUACGGCCAUCAAUGGUUCUGGCGUGGCAACAGAGGACCAGAGCAGCAACAGCCCCGCAGCCGAUGGAGCGCUCUCCUCUCCCGGCCACGAGAGCGGAGGCUCCCCGCUCUCCUCGCACUCCCCGACGGCCACCUCUGGCGCAUUGACCCCGAGCAGCUUGGCUGCUCAGCAGACCCCGAGGAAAGCAUCAUCUCGCCGUAACGCUUGGGGGAAUCUCUCCUACGCCGACCUGAUAACCAAAGCCAUUGAGAGCGCGCCGGACAAGAGACUGACACUGUCCCAAAUUUAUGACUGGAUGGUCAGAUCCAUCCCCUACUUCAAAGACAAAGGCGACAGCAACAGCUCUGCAGGAUGGAAGAACUCCAUCCGGCACAACCUUUCCCUCCACAGCCGUUUCAUCCGCGUCCAGAACGAGGGAACAGGGAAGAGCUCCUGGUGGAUGAUCAACCCAGAGGGGGGGAAGGGUGGCAAAGCUCCUCGCCGCCGUGCAGUCUCCAUGGACAACAGCAACAAGUACACCAAAUCCGCCCGAGGCCGUGCUGCCAAGAAGAAGGCUGCCCUGCAAGCCGCAGCCGCUGCAGCUGGCGAAGGCGGCGGAGACAGUCCUUCAGGUCUCUCCAAGUGGCCUGGAAGCCCAACGUCACGCAGCAGUGAAGAGCUUGACGCUUGGACAGACUUCCGUUCUCGCACUAACUCCAAUGCCAGCACACUGAGUGGCCGCCUCUCACCCAUCCUGGCUAACCCAGAGCUAGAUGAGGUGCCUGAUGACGAGCCCCCUCUCUCGCCUAUGCUCUACUCCAGUCCUGGCAGAGCACUGUCUCCCGGCAACACAACGAAUGUGGCCAAUGGGAAGGCCAUGCCGACAGAGCUGCCCCGUCUUGCAGACCUGGCAGGUACCAUGAACCUGAACGACGGACUCACAGAUGACCUGAUGGAUGAGUUGCUGGAUAACAUCAACCUGGUGCCAACCACUUCUGGACAAGCCCCUCCAAAUGGUUCCUCAGGGUUCAGUUUUGUGUCCAAACCCAAUGGGCUUGGAUCACCUUCCUCCACCUCUGCUCCUUCCUCCAAUUCUUCCUCUAACGGUGGAGGAAACGGCUACAGUAACUCCAUCUUCGGUCCCCACACAACGGGCUCCUCUCUGCGUCCGUCCCCUAUGCAGACCAUCCAGGAGAACAAGCAGACUUCCUUCUCCAGCAUCAGCAUGUCCCGCUUUGGCAGCCAGACACUACAAGACCUGCUCAACUCUGACAGCCACAGCCACAGUGAUGUCAUGAUGACCCAGUCUGACCCGCUGAUGUCACAGGCCAGCGCUGCUGCCGUCAUUUCCCAGAACUCCCGCCGUGGCCUCAUGCUCCGCAACGAUCCAAUAAUGACCUUUGGGACCACUGGAGGACUUCAGGGCAGCCAAGGGGAGAUGCUGCAAAGUAACAACCACAACCAGAGCUCCCUGAGGUCCCUGAAUGGGGGCCUGAACUUGGCCAAUGAGGCUAACAUGCUGGCUAAUGCCAAGCAGCAACUCCUGCUCUCACCUUUGGGAGGAAAUGGUUCCUCCUCCAUGCAGAUCGACACCUCGAUCUUCCUGAAUGGAACCGUUAGCAGCGGUGGGGGGAUCUGCCAGGACCGUUUUCCCACAGAUCUGGACCUGGACAUGUUUAAUGGCAGCCUGGAGUGUGAUAUGGACUCCAUCAUCAGGAACGAGCUGAUGGACGCAGAUGGCCUGGACUUUAACUUUGACUCUCUGGCCAACAUGAAUGGAGUUGGCAACUUCACAAGCACCAAGCAAACCUCUCAGAGCUGGGUACCCGGCUGAGAGGGGCAGGCCGGGGAGGAGCAGAGCAGGUCCGAACUGUGUAGUGCAAGAGAAAAUCAGACACACAACAUCAUUUUUGCCAAACCUGCCAUCAGCACAACGUAAAAUACAAACCCUGUGUUUACAGAAGAAGACUUCUCGAGAGCUUUACCUUCGCUCCCACACUGGUGAACCAUGAAAGAUCCGACAGACUCUAGAGAUGCUGCACAUCAGCCCUCAAAGCCUCCUGUGAAACAACAAAAAGAAAGCUAUGUCAAACAAUCACAACAAACUCACAAAUCUUAGAAUUAUGCAAUUUUUUCCUUUGACACCCAGUCUGUUGAUAUCAAAGAGACACUGCUUAUCAGAAGGGGUUUCAGGCGGAAUACCAGGACUAAAUAUCAAGCAAAGACGGAAGGAGUGCACGGUGCAGUUGUUAUUGUUGAAGAUUUUUAAAAAAGACACAAGUGUAAAAUGAAAUCAAGAAGUGAUGUGGUGUAAAUCUGAUCCAGUGGUUUCCUGGAAUGUGAUAUGUUGAAAAAAAAAAAAUUCCCUCUGUUCUCACUUAGUGAUUUUAAAUGUUCAGUGUUUGUUUUUUGGGGAUUUUCUGUUUUAUCAUCAUUGUUUCUGCAUCAUAUGUGUCAGUACAGAAAGAAAUUGGUGUAGUGGUGAAAUGAAAAGUAUGAAAUGGAAUAUCUUGCAUACACACAUACAGACAGAACAACAUUUUGCCCCAGUUUGCAAGAUUUCAGAGCUCAAUGCCACGCACUUCCAGUUUUGUUCUUAUAAAUUGCUUGAAUUUUAAAUUAACUGCAGCAUACCGAAGGUUAUAUUACAAUUAGCUGAAUACUACAAAAAUAUUUUUAUCCUUUGUGUAUAUCAAACUGUAAAAAAAGAAAAAAAAAAGAAAAAAUACCAGAGGAAGAAAAUCUCUGUCGUGGAUAUUUGUACAGUGCAGGGAAGUUGAAAGUUCAAGAAGGAGGGGGAAAGAUCUUGUCUGUCUUUUCUUAGUUUUCUUAGCUUUCGGUGAGUUCUGUUGAGGUCAUUUAUCACAGCAUAUGAUGUAGCCAAAUGAAUACCUGUGUCCUAGGGUUGUGAACAUUUCCACACCAUAACAGGUGCUAUGUAAACAGUGUUGAGUCCUGUCCUGAGAGCAAGCCGUGCGUUCUGUGUUUUAAUUUUUGUUUGUUUUUAACUCUUGACCUGCAGAAGCCCAAAGCUGCAGCCACUCGUAGCACGGCGAGGUCGAAAACCUGUAGACGGCAGGGGAGCGGGGGGUUUUUAGGCUCAUUCCUCUAGAAGCCAUUUGUUUCUCGAGUAAAACAAUAAGCUAUCUCUGUAUAUUGCCAAAUUACUUGAAACAAAGCAGCAGGAUAUGCUGGCAGCCAAAUCACAGCACACACAUGCACAUGCACAUACACAUUACACACACACACGUAGAUAGAAAAAUGAGUACCAGGGAUCUGUGUUAAAGGACCAGUGUGUAAGAUUUAGUGACGUCUAACGGGACAGACUUGUCAGAAAUGGAAUAUAAUAUUCAUAAGUAUGUUUUAAUCAGUGUAUAAUCCCAUGAAAAUA
Molecule: messenger RNA, 4112 nt
Organism: Thunnus maccoyii (southern bluefin tuna)
Lineage: Eukaryota; Metazoa; Chordata; Actinopteri; Scombriformes; Scombridae
Gene: foxo3b
Product: forkhead box O3b
Exons: 4
Coding region: 549-2555 (668 amino acids)
Biological process (GO): regulation of transcription by RNA polymerase II
Cellular component (GO): mitochondrial matrix; nucleus
Molecular function (GO): RNA polymerase II cis-regulatory region sequence-specific DNA binding; DNA-binding transcription factor activity, RNA polymerase II-specific
Source: RefSeq, a predicted model, not a curated record